Aspergillus sclerotioniger CBS 115572 is the source of this 2019-nucleotide messenger RNA. Its product is annotated as cholinesterase. The transcript is spliced from 3 exons. Lineage: Eukaryota; Fungi; Ascomycota; Eurotiomycetes; Eurotiales; Aspergillaceae. Bases 1 to 2019 code for a protein of 672 amino acids. The record is from RefSeq and is a predicted model, not a curated record.
AUGCGUUUUUUUCAUCCCCUGCUUUUUUCGGCCUCGACUCUGGCCGUGGGGCCUGCAUCUCUUGGGUCUGAUGUCGAAAUCCUACUGCAUAAUGAUUUGUUAGAGGCUGAAAGCCCGCUGGCGAAUUCCGGCGUGAUUCUUCUGGAGGACAAGACUUUGCAGGAAGGAAUCCACGCCUGUGAAGCCCUCGGGGAGUCGCUUUGGGGCAGGCCGCCAUCGACGCCAGCUGACAUUAAAGCUGAUUUGGAGUAUCUUCUGUACAGAGGCGACUAUGAUAGGCAGCGGAGUUUCUGGAUAUCCCCGACAAACAACACUGCCAGGACGAUCAGUCUCAAUGGGACCAUUGCGACAGCAGAUGCUACCCAUCGGUUUCCAGUCCUCUGCACACAGAACGCCCCUUACUCGACAGAGACCUACCAGAAUACGAGCAGCCCAUACCAAGUGACAGUUCAUGCCAAUAAUGAGUACUUGACAGGCUUCCGAGACCAUGUCACGUUUCGCUUCAUCGGGAUUCGCUUCGCUACGGAACAGAAACGUUGGACGUAUCCAGUGGCAUAUACCGGAAGUGGUGGAAAUAUAUCUGUGUUGGAAUAUGGCUCGAACUGUCACCGGGACAUACAUGGCAAUGAAGAGAAUUGUCUGAUCCUGAAUAUCUGGACGCCAUAUCUGCCCAGUCUGCCUACCGAAAAGAAUAAGUUGAGGCCGGUGGCAUUUUGGAUCCACGGGGGCGCCUUUACCGGGGGUAGCCCUAACGAUGCCUACUAUGAUGGCGGCAAUCUGGCGUCCAGGGGUGAUGUUGUCGUGAUAGGAAUCAGCUACCGGCUUGGUACACAGGGCUUCCUCGCUUUGAAUGAUGGCAAAACCAAUGGGAACUUUGGGCUCGCCGACCAGAUCGCCGCCCUCGAUUGGGUGCGUCAGAACGUCGAGGUUUUUGGAGGCAAUCCAGACCGCAUCACCAUCUUUGGUCAAUCCGCCGGGGCAGCCUCAGUACGCGCUAUGCUUGCCUCCCCCAAGGCCAAAGGAAAGUUUGCCAGUGCGAUCAUGCAGAGCAAUCUUGGUGGGCUUGCUUAUGGCACCACUUAUUCCCAGUACUAUACUAUCGAGGAAGAGAUGCAAAUAGCGGGCAACUCCAUCCUAGAGGAGACCAGUUGCACGGUCGCAUCAUCCCCAGUCGACUGUCUCAGAAACUUCACUGCCAGCGCCAUCACCGCUCUGAAUACCACGGCGCGGUACCUUGUCGUUGAUGGAACAUAUCUGACCAGUCCUGGGCUGGACCUCAGCCGAUCCACAGAAGUCCCCCAUGUGCCUGUGAUGAUGGGCAUCAUGCGCGACGACGGCGCCCAAUUUAUUGACUAUCCCAGCGCAGGUGAGAACAUCAGCGCUUUUCUGACAGAGAAUGACCUACCCUCAUCUGUUCUUUCAACCGGUCUGUUUCCACUGGCCACCGGUCCCAAUACCACACUAGACGUGUUCAACACGUCUGCCCGGGUAGCAACAGACAGCAUGUUCCGAUGCAUCGAUGAAGCGACGGGGUAUGCGGGCGUCACGAAUGACAUCUUCCCCGAGGUAUACUUUUACGAAUUCAACCGGUCGUACGAACUCGCGUCGCAAAGCCCUAAUGGACGGGUCUGCUACGCACCUCCGACGGCGGAGUAUCCUCACGGCGAUCCCUCGUUAGAGUACUGGAAAUGUCAUUCAGGGGAUCUUUACUAUAUGUUUGGCAACCUGCGACGGUUGGACCAGCCGUUCCGCGAUGAGUAUGAACUGCCGUUUGAACAGUAUGUGCUUGACUCAUGGGCCAGCUUUAUUCGCACUGGGAACCCGACGCCGGACCUGGCCUUGCUCAAGGCACGAGGGUAUGUGAAUGCCAGUCAGGUGGUGCAGGAGAGUGGUGCAUGGCGUCCGUUGAAGCAGGGGGAUUACAGUCUGAGACGGUUCCAGUGGCCACCAUAUCAGGCGCCGUUUGAUGAGACGGAGCAGUGUACGGCGUUGAAUCUGUCAUUGGGCUAUUAUGUGUAG